Molecule: messenger RNA, 4193 nt
Organism: Ectocarpus sp. CCAP 1310/34
Lineage: Eukaryota; Phaeophyceae; Ectocarpales; Ectocarpaceae
Source: the annotation of a GenBank genome assembly
CGGGACGAAAAGAAGAAGACAGCCAGCCUUUCCACGGGGGGCUCCCUCCACCAAGCUCCGGCGCCAUGGAGAACAUGCCGGUUGUCAUCGGCCGAUAUCGGCUCAGUAAGACUUUGGGAAUCGGGGCCUUCGGGAAGGUCAAAUUGGGGGAGCACACGCUCACGGGACACCGGGUGGCAGUGAAAAUUCUCAACAGAGGCAAAAUCCAAGCCCUGGACAUGGAGGACAAGGUCAAGCGCGAGAUUAACAUCCUGAAGCUUUGCCGGCAUCCGCACAUCGUCCGACUGCACGAGAUCAUCGAUACGCCGAGCGAUAUCUUCAUGGUCAUGGAGUACGCGCCGAACGGAGAGUUGUUCGACUACAUCGUGUCCAAAGGGAGGCCUACAACAGAGGAGGCGCAGCGUCUAUUCCAGCAAAUCGUCACCGCAGUGGAGUACUGCCACUUCCACAACAUAGUACACCGCGACUUGAAACCGGAGAAUUUGCUCCUGGACCAGGACAACAACCUCAAGAUCGCUGAUUUCGGGCUGUCGAAUAUGAUGAGGGACGGGGAGUUCUUGCGAACAUCUUGCGGGUCCCCCAACUACGCGGCGCCGGAGGUGAUCAUGGGCACGCUCUACGCCGGCCCGGAGGUAGACGUGUGGUCGUGCGGGGUGAUACUGUACGCGUUGUUGUGCGGCAGCCUGCCCUUCGACGACGAGAGCAUCCCGUCUCUCUUCAAGAAGAUCAAAUCCGGGAUGUACUCCCUCCCGAGCCACCUGGGCGCCCUGACCCGAGACCUCGUGCCACGGAUGCUGGUGGUGGACCCGAUGAAGCGCAUCACGAUCGCCGAGAUCAAGCAGCACCCGUGGUUCCAGCAGAGCAUCCCGCUGUACCUGACGCUCACGCCGGCGCAGCUGGAGGACCAGGCCAGCAAGGUCGACGAAGACGUGGUGGCGAUGCUGUGCAAGCUACCUUUCAAGGGCAUUACGCGAGAGCGAAUUUUGUUGGCCCUGGCCCACAAGGGGUACAAGAAGAAGGGGGAGUUCGAGCACGAGCUGAGAGUAGUGUACGAGCUCUUGCAGGGGAAUAAGCUUCACAAGGCGCGGCUGAAGCAAUGCGUGUCGGCGAACAAGCUGCAGAUGCAAACGCCGCCCGCCUUCGUGGGUAUCAAUCGGACGCGCGGGGGGAGUUCUCCGAGCCGGGGGGGAGGGCGAAGUUCGGCGCCGCUGCCGAAGGAGAUGACGGACACUCCACGGGAGGCUGCUGAAGCACUCAUCAGAAAGGGGUACGGGCAAAGCGGCAGCAGCCGUCCAGGACAACCUGCGUCAGGUGGGCCGGCGGGGGCAGUGGCGGGAGCGCCGAUGAAACGAAGGCGAUGGUACCUGGGUAUCCAGUCCAAGAAGGAUCCGGCGCAUGUCAUGACGGAGGUAUACCGGGCGUUGCUGCAGCUGGGGUGCGAGUGGCACCUGCAUUCGUCGUACCGAAUCCAGUGCAUGUGGAAACCAGACGCCGAGCCGGUGAUGCCGAGGGGGGGCUUGAAACGACCGGGGGGGCUUAGAACACCUCCAGGAGGGGCGGGGCAGGGGGGCUACUUAGGCGGGGGCGGCGGCGGUCUGUCGAAGACGGAGGGGGUGGAGGGGACGGGAGGGAACAGGCUAGGGGCGGUCGAGACAGGGGGGAGGGCGGAGGAGUACAGAGUCGUCGCGGGGUUGACGCUGUACAAGGUCCAGACGAACAUCUACUUGCUGGACUUUCACAAACGAGAAGGAGACCAGUUCACCUUCAUGACGCUGUGCGCGAAAAUCAUUAUCCAGCUCAAGACUCUCAGCGCUCAGAGUAAAAUGCAGGUCACCGGCCGCCUGCAGCAAGUGAGCCCUCAGGCCAUGGCACCACAACCUCAAGGGCAGGCAAUGGCGAUCCCGCACAUGCACGGCCAGCAGCAGCAACAGCAGCAGUACCGUCAAGCACAGGUGUCUCCCACAGCAGGACAGCAGCAGCAGCAGCAGCAGCAGCAGCAUCAACACCAUCCACAGCAACAGCAGCAGCAACAACAACAACAACAACAACAGCGUGGCGGUGGCGUCGCGGCGGGUUUCCACCAUCCUGGUGGCGUGCAGCCGAUACCGCAAUACCGCAUGCCAACCCAUCAGCAGCAGCAACAACAAGCGCGAGGGGCACCGAUGCUGCAACCGCCGGUCAUGGCGCCGACGCACCAGCGGAUGCAACAGCACGGGUACGGCGGGCCAGGAGCGGCGGCGCCACCGCCACCGCCACCACCGCAGCAGCAGCAGAGAUCCUCACCACAGCAAUACGAUUGAGGGUCUCGUGACUGCCAAUGCGAGCAGGGAAAAACACGAAAACAGCACCGCUGUCCUUGGGUUGGUCGGUAGUGUGGUUUGGUUUUUUCCGCUUUUUGUGGUGGAUGUGUUUCGUCUUCCGUGGGGUUUGCUCGUUGAGGUGCAUCGCCUGACACGGCGUUGUGGUAUUCCGAUAGGGUUCGUAGGGGAGGGGGGGGGGGAAAGAGGGGGAAGGGGGGGCAACUGUCUGGAGAAAGAUACCCAACGAUGGUCAGGAGGGCAUGGGAUUUUGAGUGGACCACCUGCAAUAAUGUUUUCAUGUGGCCACCGGCCGCUAUUCGUGGUUUUCGAAUACUGCUGUGAAAGGGUAGCGCAAACGCGCAAACACAAGAUAAGGGAGAUGGGCAUGGGCGCGGGAUGAUGCAACGACGUGUUUCUUUCUCGUGGACGGAGUGAACGGGGUUGUUUUUGCGCGGCGUUGUUGCAAUUGUGGACGGAGUCUCGCGUUAACGGCAGGCAGCUACAUACAGAGGGAUUUUUUUAGGUGUUGGGGAGCGCGUGGAGCGAUUCAUGUUUCCCGCCAAGCCUCACAGACCUGCUGUGUUCUUUGCGAACCAAUAUGAAAUGAGGAAGAUUCCUUCAAGAGGUAAGCAGUGAGGCUGGCUGCGGGAUGCAGUGCGCGCUGGGUAAGCGAGAUGCAGCGCGACGCGUGGGAGCUAACCCGUUGCGCUCCGUCUAGAGGGAACCAGUAACACAUCAUACGAACACAUUUUUAACAUAUAUGAAAGUCGAAGCCAUCGAGCGAUCGGUCGGUCAUUGUUUCUGAUGGAAGAGCGUCUGGUGCACUCGGUGCUCAGUCGCCCCGCGAGAAAUGAGACGCUGCUGCGAACGUCUGGCGGCGUUCCGUGUAGCAACAGCUCUACGAUCAAUCGUGUUUCAUCGGACGCUCGAGGCGUGUAAGGGGUUUGAGGAUUGCCAGCAUUCGGGAGUGGCAACACCGAUCGUGUUUGCCUGUAUUUUGGCGGCACCGUGCGCUGUCAAGGCAUUGGGCGGGAUGGUUUGGUCCUGGGAUGUUUCCUAAAGGCAGACGGGAAGGAUGUGGGCAUUCAGGCCUCAGUGGGGAGAGACAAAAGGAGUGUUACCACAGAAGGGAAAUGUGAUUCAGGGUGGUGGUGCUACUGGUUGUUUUCCGUCAGGUUUGUGGCGUACGUAUGCUUAUGCUCCACCCUUCCACGCCACGAUUUGACCCGAGCACCACCAGAGUGCACUGGUCUCGUAUGAGAGGGAUUCUCUCUCGAAAUGUUUAGCGCUUUAGAGGUAAAAGCGAGGCAUCAUGUAUGGGGAGCAUGUGGACCCUGAUGAUUCGGUCUGGCACGGUGUGGUAGUCCGCGAGGUGGCGUGAGAACGAGCAUCUACCCGGAACCGGAUGUUUGUUGUGUCUCGAAACAGGCGUCCCCGGUCAGUAGCAGCCCCGUUAAUUCAAAUAUGAUGGUGAGAUUAUGGUAUCGACCAGCGGUUGUUUUUUUUUUGCCUAAAGCAGCAUACCAUAUGGUAAUGGAAUAGGUACGGCAGUGUACGUCCAUGAGGUGUCAGCGAGCUUAUGAUCUAUCGCGGACAAACGGUACAACGUUGGUGAGUGCGGAUGUGAAGCAAUCGUUUGUGUCCGCCAUGCUGCUUGCGUUGGCUAACUGGGCACGUUCCGUGUUUUAUGUACAGUAUUUCGGGGGUGGUGGUGGGGGGUGCAUUGUUGCCAUAGCGUUAACGUUUGCUACUACUGCACAUUAUACACGGUUGGUUUGGUGAGAGUAGAACAAUAUCUGGAGUACACCCCCCGGACGCAUAUGCAAAAAAAAAAUAUUCCAAAGCCAAGGAUUCCACUCGCACGCAGGGGUUACGUGCGGUUCACCCGCACGG